GAGGGCUGCUGCCAGAGUUGUCCUCGAAAGGGAGCGGAGGCGGUUGGCGAUAGAGGGAGAAGGAAUGGUCGGGUGGGAGAGCGAGCUGCGGAUCCGCUUCAAGCCGGGCAGCUGCUGGCUGGAGGAGGACGAUACUGAUAUCCCAAAUAGACGUAUCCUGAUUACUGGUGCCACAGGGCUGCUUGGUAGAGCUGUAUAUAAGGAAUUUAAAGCAAACCAUUGGCAUGCUGUUGGCUGUGGGUUCACUAGAGCUCGACCUAGGUUUGAACAAGUUAAUCUCCUGGAUGUUGCUGCUGUUCAUAAUCUCAUCCAGGAUUUUCAGCCUCAUGUGAUAGUACAUUGUGCAGCUGAGAGAAGACCAGAUGUUGUAGACAGUCAACCAGAUGCUGCUUCUCAGCUCAAUGUGGCUGCUUCAGGGAACAUAGCAAAAGAAGCAGCUGACGUCGGAGCAUUUUUGAUCUACAUUAGUACAGAUUAUGUAUUUGAUGGGACAAACCCUCCCUAUAAGGAGAAUGAUGCACCAAAUCCCCUAAAUCUCUAUGGCAAAACUAAACUAGAAGGUGAAAAAGCAGUUCUAAAAAACAGUGAAGGUGCUGCUGUGCUUAGAGUUCCUAUUUUAUAUGGAGAGGUUGAAAGCUUGGAAGAGAGUGCUGUGACAGUUAUGUUUGAUAAAGUGCAAUUCAGUAACAAGUCAGCCAACAUGGACCACUGGCAGCAGAGAUUUCCUACCUAUGUAAAGGAUGUAGCUAGCAUUUGCCGACAGCUAGCAGAGAAGAGAAUGCAGGAUCCAUCCAUAAAAGGAACAUUCCAUUGGUCUGGUAAUGAGCAGAUGACUAAAUAUGAAAUGGCAUGUGCUAUGGCUGAUGCUUUCAAUCUUCCCAGUAGCCACUUGAGACCAAUCACUGAUAGCCCAGUAGUGGGUGCUCUUCGUCCCAGGAAUGCGCAGCUUGACUGUUCUAGACUACAGAUGUUGGGCAUCGGACAGCAAACUCCAUUUCGUAUUGGGAUCAAGGAAUCUCUUUGGCCUUUCCUUACUGACAAGAGAUGGAGACAGACGGUCUUCCAUUAGUUUGUAAAUGGCUUAGUGCAUUAUGAAAUGAGGCACUUUUUUUAAAAGGGGGGGGGGAAGAAUAGUUUUGUAUUGAAUGUUCUAUGUUUCAGGUUUAAUUCAAUCAGGUAAAAAUAUGGUCUUGCACUAGUGAAAUGGUUAAAGCAGCUUACAGGCAAAAAAAGGACAUUGUUUGAAGUGAUUCCCCCCACCCCCCAUUUGUUACUGGCAUGCCAUAAGUAGUUAAUGACUGAUGACUAUUCCAGCCAUCAGUAACUGUUAAGAUGUAUUUCCUCAUAGCUGAAAUAUAGAGUUGAUGUUUAUGUAUUUGCCUUUGAUAUUCAAAAGCUACCUUGACAUUUAUUUCCCUAAUUGCCAAAAAGCACAAGAUUUUUCCCCUUGUUUUUGAAGUAUGCUAAAGUGAUUAAAACUGGGGAGUUGCCUUUGCUUUGCUUGAGCUGUGAUCGAAAUGGUCUAAAGCAGUGCUUUAUUUUUGCAGGUAAUGUAUAAUUUUGAUGCUUGAGAGAUUUUCACAAUGUUCUGUAUUUCAAAACACUUGCAGCUUUCUUUAUAUUUGUACAGAAUAGUUUACAUACCUCUCUAUCAUGUGCAUGCUUAUGUACACAUACUGAUUUGCAGAGCCUAGGAUCCUUUAUUUUGUUGUGACAGAGGCAUGAAAUUUGAACGUUUUCCCUCCAUUUUUCUUGCUGUUUACCUUAGGCAUUUGGAUCCUGUAGAAACCAGAGAGGUCUCAUUAAAGAACUUGUUAACACA
Molecule: messenger RNA, 1822 nt
Organism: Eublepharis macularius
Lineage: Eukaryota; Metazoa; Chordata; Lepidosauria; Squamata; Eublepharidae
Gene: MAT2B
Product: methionine adenosyltransferase 2 non-catalytic beta subunit
Exons: 7
Coding region: 65-1069 (334 amino acids)
Biological process (GO): S-adenosylmethionine biosynthetic process
Cellular component (GO): methionine adenosyltransferase complex
Molecular function (GO): methionine adenosyltransferase regulator activity
Source: RefSeq, a predicted model, not a curated record